AUGUCGAAUUUACUAUCGGCUUCGAAAGCUAGAAUUUCUGAAGUCUUGCGGCUACAAGCUUCAAUUUUUCGAACUACAUACAACCCCGAUAUGGUACGGAAUGGUGCCAAGGUACUGCGACGAAAGCUACGUGGAGAUUUGAUCAAAGAAUAUUAUUAUCCAUCUAAGACUCUUCCAAAUGCAUCAGCUUUGAACAGGAUGUUCCCAGAUUUGCAUUGUAUUGACCCCAAAGAAUAUCAGAGAUUGCAAAAGAAUGCGGAGUAA
Messenger RNA from Sugiyamaella lignohabitans, 264 nucleotides. RefSeq names its product Mitochondrial ribosomal protein of the small subunit. The record is from RefSeq and is a predicted model, not a curated record. The coding region runs from base 1 to 264 and encodes 87 amino acids. Lineage: Eukaryota; Fungi; Ascomycota; Dipodascomycetes; Dipodascales; Trichomonascaceae. The transcript has a single exon.